This is a messenger RNA of Phodopus roborovskii (desert hamster), 1871 nucleotides long. It is a transcript of the gene Rtn4rl1, whose product is annotated as reticulon 4 receptor like 1. Lineage: Eukaryota; Metazoa; Chordata; Mammalia; Rodentia; Cricetidae. Gene Ontology annotation, cellular component: plasma membrane. Gene Ontology annotation, molecular function: protein binding. The coding region runs from base 461 to 1798 and encodes 445 amino acids. The record is from RefSeq and is a predicted model, not a curated record. The transcript has 2 exons.
GGAUCGCUCGGUCCUGCAAACGCGCACCGGGCGCUUUCCCUGAAGCUGGGCUGUGCGAGCGAGCGCCCUUUUGCAGUAGCCACUGCCCGAGGGGGCGGGGAAGAGAGGACAUCGGCCGGCCGGCCAGGGGGCGGCGUCCCCCUCAAAACCGCCUGCAAAGUGUUUGGGGCGGCACAAUCAGGCCGCCUGCUCCGCGAAGCAAGCCACUCGCCCCGGGGCUGAGAGAGCGCACCGGGUUGGUUGGCAGCGCCGCGGUUGCUAGCAGGCGCCGGUGCCCUGGGCGCCGGGCUUGGGCUCACCAUGCCCCUGCGGGACCGGGUAGCGGGGCACAAGCGGAUUCCCGGCUUGCCCCCGCCUCGACGCGCUCGGAUUAGCUGCAGCUGGCUCCCAGGGAUUUGAAUCUGGACCCCAGGAGGGAGCGCGCCUAGGCCGACCUCGGAGCGGCGGCCCCGCGGCCAACAUGCUUCUCAAAGGGUGCUGUGUGGAAUUGCUGCUGCUGCUUCUGGCUGGGGAGCUACCCCUGGGUGGUGGCUGUCCUCGAGACUGUGUGUGCUACCCCGCACCCAUGACUGUCAGCUGCCAGGCACACAACUUUGCUGUCAUCCCGGAGGGCAUCCCAGAGGACAGCGAGCGCAUUUUCCUGCAGAACAAUCGCAUCACUUUCCUGCAGCAGGGUCACUUCAGCCCCGCCAUGGUCACCCUCUGGAUCUACUCCAACAACAUCACUUUCAUUGCUCCCAACACCUUCGAGGGCUUUGUGCAUCUGGAGGAGCUAGACCUCGGAGACAACCGGCAGCUGCGAACGCUGGCACCUGAGACCUUCCAGGGCCUCGUGAAGCUCCAUGCCCUCUACCUCUAUAAGUGUGGACUGAGCGCCCUGCCUGCCGGCAUCUUCGGUGGCCUGCACAGCCUGCAGUACCUCUACUUGCAGGACAACCACAUUGAGUACCUCCAAGAUGACAUCUUUGUGGACCUGGUCAACCUCAGUCACUUGUUUCUCCACGGCAACAAGCUUUGGAGCCUGGGCCAAGGCAUUUUCCGGGGCUUGGUGAACCUAGACCGGUUGCUGCUGCAUGAGAACCAGCUACAGUGGGUCCACCAUAAGGCUUUCCAUGACCUUCACAGGCUGACCACCCUCUUUCUCUUCAACAACAGCCUCACUGAGCUGCAGGGUGACUGCCUGGCCCCGCUGGUGGCCUUGGAGUUCCUUCGCCUCAAUGGUAAUGCCUGGGACUGUGGCUGCCGGGCACGUUCUCUGUGGGAAUGGCUGCGGAGAUUCCGAGGCUCCAGUUCCGCUGUUCCCUGCGCCACCCCUGAGCUGCGGCAGGGCCAGGAUCUGAAGCUACUGAGGGCCGAGGACUUCCGGAACUGCACAGGACCAGCGUCUCCACACCAGAUCAAGUCACACACGCUCACCACCUCUGACAGGGCUGCCCGCAAGGAGCACCAUCCAUCCCAUGGCGCCUCCAGGGACAAAGGCCACCCACAUGGCCACAUACCUGGCUCCAGGUCAGGUUAUAAGAAGCCAGGGAAGAACUGCACCAGCCACAGGAACCGGAACCAGAUCUCUAAGGUGAGCACUGGGAAGCAGCUUCCUGAACUGCAGGACUAUGCCCCUGAUUACCAGCACAAGUUCAGCUUUGACAUCAUGCCCACUGCGCGACCCAAGAGGAAGGGCAAGUGUGCCCGCAGGACCCCGAUCCGUGCCCCCAGUGGGGUGCAGCAGGCCUCCUCCGGCACUUCCCUGGGGGCCUCGCUCCUGGCCUGGAUACUGGGGCUGGCGGUUACUCUCCGCUGAGGACUAGGGCACAUUACCCAGCACUGCCACAAGUCCAGCAAGGAACAGAAUCUUUUCUCCUUUUUUUUCCUAA